AUUAUUAGCCCAAAUGAAUUUUAAAUUCGGAAAAACCCUUACAUUGAGAUUAAAACACAAUUACCCUCCAAAGAGAAACCCCAACCUAAUUCGCGCACAGAGUCUCACUCUCCUCACUCGCUCGCUCGCUCGCUCACCACCACCUAGAUUUGAGGCAUGGCGCUGAACGAAAGCGGACCCGAUCCGGAAGAUGAGGAGCUGGAGCGCCAAGUGGAUGAAAUGGCGAAGAAGGUUCUCGAGUACAGAGCAACUUUACCAGUUCAGCUCAAGAACACCGUCGCCUCCAUUCUCGCCGUCCAGCCGCCCGUAUUUUUGGAUGGGUCGGGACCAGGGACGUCCGGAGCUCCAAAUUUUGAUCAUUCCUUCACUAUCAAAGAGCUGUUACGUUUGGCCGAGUUGAUACAAUAUUGUGUGGCUAAUGCCAAUUUGUCUGAUGCAUCGCUACAUACUACGAGGAUGCACGAUUAUUAUUCGAUCAACACCAAAGUUGAUGAUACCUACUUGCAGAAUGUAUCACGGUAUAAAUUGCCGAUCAUUUUGGGUCUUUGUUCAGUACCAUUAUAUGCAUCAGGAUCAUUAAGGCCAAAGUUCUUCGGUUAUUUCACUUUUCUGGAUUUUUUGAAGCUAGUGUGCUUGUGGAAUGCUAGAAGAUUUGGAAAUUUAGCAUUUUCACUAAGGGUAUAUGCGGCUACAUAUCCAGCAAUUAAGGUCAAGAUUGCUAUGAUUGAAUCAUGCAUGGUAGAAGCACAAUUUUGGCCGGCUUGGUUCAAAAUCUGUGUGGCAACCAAUUUUCUUGUGGUAUGUUGGGAGAUUCACACUGCGAUGGUUUUGGAGGCAUCUUUCAUGAUAUUGUUUUGGAACUCAAAGGCUUGGGUGAACAAGCAACGCAAUCCUCUACAUGCCAACUUGACGACAUGAGGACAUGCCUUCUUUUAAGGGGGAGGGAAUGUUAGGAUCCUAGUUAUGGGGUUUAUAUAUUUAUGGUAUUUUGUCUUAUCUUUGUAGUAGUUGGCUUCAUCCAACGGUUCUGAGGAUAGAGAUGUGUUCCCAUAUGGGCACUCCUCUGCUAGGGUUGUAUAUAAGCCUCAUUUCACCAUUUGGGAAAUGCAUGAAUGAAAAGACUUGUUAUUUUAUUUCUUACUUUCCUUGCAUUUUCCUUUCCUUCUCCAUUCCUCUCGAAUGGGUCCUAUCAAAUGAUAUGGAUGGGAAAAGUUUGCAUUGACAAUGACAUAGUGUUUAGCAACCCAUCUUUGUAGGUAGUGAUCAUACAGUUCAUACUAGCAUAUCGGCGCUCACACGCCGAACAUGGCUGAUAAUGCGAUGAUGUCUGCUUAUUUUUCCAUCUCACUAAGGGAGACUCAAUAGUGGAAAAGCUGAAGUGAGAGAAAAUUCCUCACCCUUCCAUGGUGAUCACUGAAGAGUGGAGUAAAUUAGUGAAACAAUGGUAUGUUGCUAUGUUGCAUUGCAUAGUGAUGAACAAAUGUUAUUGGGGACAACAUUGGUGGUGGUCAUAGUGGCCAUCUUAGUGUCGGUGUCAAUGGAAACGCGAAGGUGGAGAUGAUGUCUCUG
This is a messenger RNA of Malus domestica (apple), 1569 nucleotides long. RefSeq lists its product as uncharacterized. The record is from RefSeq and is a predicted model, not a curated record. Lineage: Eukaryota; Viridiplantae; Streptophyta; Magnoliopsida; Rosales; Rosaceae.